Messenger RNA from Corylus avellana, 549 nucleotides. NCBI's taxonomy places the organism in Eukaryota, Viridiplantae, Streptophyta, Magnoliopsida, Fagales, Betulaceae. The record is from RefSeq and is a predicted model, not a curated record.
AUGCCAACGGAAAAUCUUUUGGCGUACGUUUGGGAGUUCAACUUCAAGGAUUUCGACGAGCAUAUUCAUUCUCACCAUAUUAAUACCAUUGAGUUACUGAAAGAUCAAGAAAUUUACUUGGACUAUAACCGAGUUAUGGGUAUCGACUCCUUGCGCUUCGCCAGGCUAAUCCUGAAGUCUGGCCUGUUGAGCAACUCCCGUAUCACGUGGGUCACGUUCCAUAGUGAUUAUGAUUUUGGUUACUUUAUAAAGAUGUUGACUGGGGGAGAAGUGUUACCCUUACACGAGAGUGAGUUUAUGGAUCUAAUCAAAUCCUUUUUUGGUAAGAAGGCGUUUGACGUGAAGCACAUGAUCAAGUUCUGCGGCGAUGGAGUCUAUGCGGGCUUGGAAUUAGAGAUUGUAGCCAAGACUCUGGGGCUGGACCGUGAAGUCGGGAGGGCGGGUUCUGAUAGUCUGCUUGCCUUGCAAACCUUCAUGAAACUCAAGCAAAAGUAUUUCAACGGACGUUCACUAAGCGAGUUCGAGCAUGUUCUUCACGGUUUUACUUGA